This is a messenger RNA of Labrus mixtus (cuckoo wrasse), 1931 nucleotides long. RefSeq names its product programmed cell death 4a (gene pdcd4a). Lineage: Eukaryota; Metazoa; Chordata; Actinopteri; Labriformes; Labridae. Gene Ontology annotation, biological process: negative regulation of DNA-templated transcription. The transcript is spliced from 11 exons. Bases 114 to 1505 code for a protein of 463 amino acids. The record is from RefSeq and is a predicted model, not a curated record. Gene Ontology annotation, cellular component: nucleus; cytosol.
AGUUGCAGUUUUUCGGGGGGUUUGUUUGCAGCUGGAGCUUUGCUCGACAGGAGGAGGAGAGCGGCACACACGCACACCGUGAGGGUUUUUAAAUCGAGCAUUUGGUGAGCGCCAUGGCGACCGAAGUGGGUACGUGGUCCACCGCUCCUCAAGCCGACGGGAUGUUUUCUCACGAUGAGAACCUGGCAGACGCUAACCGCUCCUACAGUGGCGACGAGGCGGAGGUGAACGGCAACUGGACGCCUCAGGAGAAAGCGCUCCACGAGGCGCGACUCAAAGCCAAGGCAAAGCGCCGCCUGCGCAAGUCAUCGUCCCGCAACUCCACCAGCGAGUCGCUCUCCGAGUCAGGAGACGUGGCGGGCGGCGACCCGAACAGUCCGAAGGGCAAAGUCAACACCAACGACCGCAAGUCCAGGACGGGCAAAGGCCGGGGCCUGCCAAAGAAAGGUGGAGCGGGCGGUAAAGGAGUUUGGGGGGCUGCUGGGAUGGUUUAUGAAGACGAGGAGCCUGACAUGCGGGACCCUAACUAUGAUGAAUCUUCUCAGGGUGACACAGUCUAUGCAACAGUUGUUCCUGAGGUAGAUGAGAAGGAACUAGGAAAAAUGGUCAACCCAAUCGUGAAGGAGUACUUUGAACAUGGAGACACAAAAGAGGUCCAGAUGUUGCUGAAGGAGCUGAACCUUGGCCCACAUAAGUACGAGUUCUCCUCCCUGGCCGUGUCUCUCUCCCUGGAGGGGAAGGCGAGCCACAGAGAGCUGACCUCCCGCCUGCUCUCUGAUCUGACCGGCAAGGUGCUGUCACAAAACGACAUGUCCCGAGCCUUCGACAAGAUCCUCAAAGAGCUGCCAGACCUCAUACUGGACACACCAGAGGCCCCCCAGAUGUUGGGCCAGUUUAUAGCAAGAGCCAUAGCUGACCACAUCCUCCCCAUGUCUUUCCUGGACUGUUAUAAGGGCAAAGUGGUCUGUGAGCACGCCAGAGUCGCUUUGGACCGUGCUGUUGUGCUUCUGACCAUGAAGAGAGAGAUGGUCCGUCUGGAUAACGUGUGGGGUGUUGGCGGGGGCCUGAGACCCGUCAAACAUCUCGUCAAAGAGAUGAAUCUCCUGCUGAAGGAGUACCUGGUGUCAGGUGAAGUGUCUGAGGCAGAGCGCUGUCUGCGAGACCUGGAGGUCCCGCACUUUCACCACGAGCUGGUCUAUGAGGCUGUAGUGAUGGUGCUGGAGUCGAAGGGCGACACUGCCAGUCACAUGAUGAUGAAGCUGCUGCAAUCCUUCUGGAAAACAGGCCUCAUCACUGUGGAUCAGAUGAACAGGGGUUUCCAGCGUGUCUACAGCGAGCUCCCUGAGAUCAACCUCGACGUGCCGCACGCUCACUCCAUCAUGGAGGCCUUUGUGGACCUCUGCUACCAGGAGUCUGUCAUCACCAAGCAGCUGAGGGAUGCCUGUCCCUCCAGAGGGCGGAAGCGUUUUGUCAGCGAAGGAGACGGUGGCGUGAUCAAGAGCUAAUCCACAAGAGGAAGAGGAAGAGCAGGAGGAUGAGGAUGGGUGUCUACAGGUUCAUUCACCCGGUUUCUGCUCCAGCAUGUCUUCUCCUGACACCAGGCGUGCUGGAAGUCUCAAAGUUUCCUUUUCCCUCUCUAGAAAAUAUUGUCAAUACAUAAACCAGCGUUGACGUUUGGUGAAAAGUAGACUGACGAGUGGUUUCAGGCGUUCAGUCCCAUUCAUCUUGUUAAUCACCGUUUUUGACUUUUGUAAGAAUACUCUUUAUUUCUGGGAUUAGAUGCACCCCUCUCUCUGCAGUCUUUGUACCUGUUACUCCAGAAGUAUACUAGAGUGGCAGGAUUACAGGUAGAUAGGCUGAAUUUUUUGGAAGAUUUUUUUUGCUUUGCUUACCUUUCGCCAUGUUUAUUUUUUCUCAUGUGCUGCAUUAUA